AUGUCAGACAACAAACAACCUACGGAAACGAAAGAAAACACCGCUGGACCAUCAAACGGCACCACCGCAUCAACACAACAAACGGAGAAAAAGGUUUUACCUAAAUUAGGUGCUUUGGAAGACGAUGAUGAGUUUGAGGACUUCCCUGCAACAGAUUACGGAGGUAACGUACUUGACGCCAUGAAGAAAGCAGGUGAUGGACCAAACGAUAAUCUAUGGGAGGAUAACUGGGAUGAUGAUGAUGUGGAGGAUGAUUUCACAAAGCAAUUGAGGACUGCAAUUCAAGAAAAGCAAGGCGCACCUGACGAAUUCAUGAAAGAAUAA
This is a messenger RNA of Kwoniella shivajii, 324 nucleotides long. RefSeq lists its product as uncharacterized. Bases 1 to 324 code for a protein of 107 amino acids. The record is from RefSeq and is a predicted model, not a curated record. Gene Ontology annotation, biological process: proteasome assembly; mRNA export from nucleus; double-strand break repair via homologous recombination. Gene Ontology annotation, cellular component: proteasome regulatory particle, lid subcomplex; proteasome complex. The transcript has 4 exons. NCBI's taxonomy places the organism in Eukaryota, Fungi, Basidiomycota, Tremellomycetes, Tremellales, Cryptococcaceae.